UCCCAAACCCCCAACGACACCGAGACGUACGCAACCCGACGCCCCACUCGCAGAGGCACCGGGUCUGCCUCACGCACGCAGCAGCAGGCGCGGAAAGCGACGCGCCUCCACCGCCGCUGCUUGCCGCCUCCCUCCCAUAAGCCCAUACCGCCUCCUGCGUCCUGCCCGGGACGACGCGGCCAAGCAGCAGCAGAGCGCCCAAACCACCAUAAGCGUCUGGCGGCGCCUGCGCCACCUUGAAGCAAGCACCGCCCGUGCGAUUGGCGGAUUGAAGAAGCUAGCAUUCGAAGCGGCGGCCGGGAGGGGUGGAGCGGAGAUGGUGGCGGCGGCGCUGGACGCAAUGGCGGGGACGCGGUGGGGGCGGUGGCUGGGGCUUGUGACGGCGGUGUGGGUGCAGUGCAUCUCCGGCAACAACUACACCUUCUCCAACUACUCGCACGCGCUCAAGACGCUCAUGGGCCUGACGCAGCUGCAGCUCAACGGGCUCUCCGUCGCCAAGGACGUCGGCAAGGCGUUCGGCCUCCUCGCGGGUCUCGCCUCCGACCGCGUCCCGACCUGGCUCCUCCUCGCCAUCGGCUCCCUCGAGGGCCUCCUCGGCUACGGCGCGCAGUGGAUGGUCGUGUCCGGGGCCGUCGCGCCGCUCCCCUACUGGCAGAUGUGCGUCUUCCUCUGCCUCGGCGGGAACAGCACCACGUGGAUGAACACCGCCGUGCUCGUCACGUGCAUCCGCAACUUCCGCCGCAGCAGGGGCCCCGUCUCCGGCCUGCUCAAGGGGUACGUCGGCCUCAGCACCGCCAUCUUCACCGACGUCUGCUCCGCGCUCUUCGCCGACGACCCCGCGUCGUUCCUCGUCAUGCUCGCCGUCGUGCCCGCCGCGGUCUGCGCGCUCGCCAUGGUCUUCCUCCGCGAGGGCCCCAACGGCGGCGCCGCGGGCGGGGCCACCGCGGACGAGGCGGAGGACGGCCGCUGCUUCGCCGCCAUCAACUCGCUCGCCGUCGCCAUCGCGCUGUACCUCCUCGCCGCCGACCUCACCGGCAUCGGCGCCCGCGGCGGGGCCGUAUCGGCCGUCUUCGUGGCCGUGCUCCUGGUGCUCCUCGCGUCCCCCGGCGCCGUGCCGGCGCUCCUGGCGUGGAAGUCGUGGGUGAAGGCCCGCAAGGCCGCGAACGCCGACCUCGAGGAGGCGGACUCCUUGGCGGCCGCGGCGGCGCCGCUCCUCGUCGCGGCGAAGACGGCGGCGGGGAGGAGCGAGGAGGAGGAGGCGCGGGCGCCCGGCGAGCGGCCGCGGCUCGGGGAGGAGCACACCAUCGCGCAGGCGCUGACGUCGCUGGACUUCUGGCUGAUGUUCGCGUCGUUCCUGAUGGGCGUGGGCACGGGGCUGGCCGUGAUGAACAACCUGGGGCAGAUGGGCGUGGCCAUGGGCUACGCCGACGUCUCCAUCUUCGUCUCCAUGACCAGCAUCUGGGGAUUCUUCGGCCGCAUCGCAUCCGGAACCAUCUCCGAGCACUUCAUCAAGACACGGGCGAUCCCACGCCCGCUGUGGAACGCAGCCUCGCAGGUCCUGAUGGCCGUGGGCUACAUCGUGAUGGCGCUGGCCAUCCCGGGCUCCCUCUUCAUCGGCUCGGUGGUCGUCGGCGCCUGCUACGGCGUGCGGCUGGCGGUCACGGUGCCGACGGCGUCCGAGCUGUUCGGGCUCAAGUACUACGGCCUCAUCUACAACAUCCUCAUCCUCAACCUGCCCCUGGGCUCCUUCCUCUUCUCGGGCAUGCUGGCGGGCCUCCUCUACGACGCGGAGGCCACCCCGGUGCCGGGCGGCGGCAACACAUGCGUCGGCGCGCACUGCUACCGCCUCGUGUUCCUGAUCAUGGCCGUCGCCUGCGCCGUCGGGUUCGGCAUCGACGUCCUGCUCUCCGUCAGGACGAAGCGGGUUUACGCCAAGAUCCACGAGAGCAAGAGGGCGAGCAGGUCGGCCGUGGCGCAGAGGGUGAGCUAGCCUCGAUGCUUCUGUGGAGAGGCUCGAUGGAACGGGACCGCGCCAUUAGCGUUCUGGGGUUGCGCCCUGUCAAUUUUUGUGUGAAUAAUAAGGGAAGGGGAUUCAUAGUCUUGAUUCUUUGGACAAGAUGGAUGGAUCGAUUCGAUUGCUUGGCACUGCCAUAUGGAACUGUGGAACUGUUGGCUGGUAAAGAGUGCUGCUAGCGAAGUGUAGUGUUACUGGAGUACUGACGGAGAAAGCUACAAAAUUUUGUUGGUUCUCCUUCAUUUUCGUGGCGCUGUGUAUUGUAAAAAGUGUACUGUACCCUGAUCGCAACGGUGUAAUAUAAAUUGGUUUGAUCGUAGCGCA
This is a messenger RNA of Setaria italica (foxtail millet), 2338 nucleotides long. Its product is annotated as protein NUCLEAR FUSION DEFECTIVE 4. The record is from RefSeq and is a predicted model, not a curated record. The transcript is spliced from 2 exons. Gene Ontology annotation, cellular component: membrane. The coding region runs from base 317 to 1990 and encodes 557 amino acids. Lineage: Eukaryota; Viridiplantae; Streptophyta; Magnoliopsida; Poales; Poaceae.